GUUCAAAGCGCAGCACCAGCAUCGGAAGCCUGUUCCUUAGACGGUGAAUUGAUUAAUGGUGAUAACAGACACAGUAGCUAGAACAUUUCGGACAAGGUGCAACUUAUUGGGUAUUUCCAGUAGUAUUGUUUGGUGCAGUUACCAGAGUAUACUGGCUCUUGUUUGGGCACCAGCGAUUAGUAUAAUUGGUAGUACAUCGAUGGUUUACGAGGUCAUGAAAUAACAACUGGCCCGCAUAGACAUAUAGCUGAUCUUUGAAUUACU
Bipolaris sorokiniana ND90Pr is the source of this 264-nucleotide messenger RNA. RefSeq lists its product as uncharacterized. The transcript has a single exon. Bases 56 to 223 code for a protein of 55 amino acids. The record is from RefSeq and is a predicted model, not a curated record. Lineage: Eukaryota; Fungi; Ascomycota; Dothideomycetes; Pleosporales; Pleosporaceae.